Sclerotinia sclerotiorum 1980 UF-70 is the source of this 909-nucleotide messenger RNA. RefSeq lists its product with no specific name. The coding region runs from base 1 to 909 and encodes 302 amino acids. Lineage: Eukaryota; Fungi; Ascomycota; Leotiomycetes; Helotiales; Sclerotiniaceae. The record is from RefSeq and is a predicted model, not a curated record. The transcript has 3 exons.
AUGGCUCGCUUCUGCCUUCUAGCUUUGCUAGCUUUCACUCUAUGUCAUACAUCUGCGGCCCCAACUCCAGCCCCACGAAACAGUCUUGAGGACUUGCUUAUCCAAAGACUUCCGAAAGACGCCAAUUCAGGCACUUUCUCUAGGGGAUCGAGUCUCCAAGGCUCCACGCUUCAAAAGAGAGGUCGCGACCAAAACUACUUUCACAGUGCACUCCCUAGCUGCAGUGAAGAUGAUGAUCCAAGUUUUGCUUUCGGCAAGAGUGCCUACAAAGAUGGUGAAGGCACUUUGGUACAGUCUGCUUUGUGUGAUAACGGGAAGAAUACUGCUGGAUGGAAUUGCUGGACCGACAUGUAUUACACCUUUGUACAAAUUGAAUACAGCGACUGGACCAAUACAGGCGGAGUUAUCGACUGCCAAACCACUUCCCAAUGCGCUCUGCAGGGCAUCUCGCUAAAUCAAUCCUGUACAUCCAAUACCGGCAGUUGGGACAAUGCGAUUCAGGUCGGUGCACAAGCUAAGUUAGAUGAAAUCAAGCAAACUAAGUGGGGUAUCGGCGGAAGCUUCUCCUAUACACAUAAUGUGGGCGGAAGCCAAACAUUCUUGACUUGCAAUUAUGCCACAGACCAAGGAAGCUGCCACUGGGACGACCAAGGUUGCCAUGCCAUCUGGAAGGGUACACGCAAUAGGCGAGUAUUCGGCUAUAUGCGCCGCUCAUGCAACAAAGGGCGAGAAGGCACGAAUUUGAGCCAGCAGCGCGAAGACGGAUUUUGGACUGUUGGAAUUUUAGAUUUUGAUGUUCUUCUCCCAGAUAACCAGGUUAUUGGAUGCGCAGCCAUGUGCAAUGAUGUCUCGUACCCGGAGGCAAAGCCAGGGAGUCCUUUAGAUAAAGUUCCAUUCCCAGGUAGAUAA